AAAAAAAAGCACAAGAAACGGGUAAUCUCGCUGCUGACAGCCACGUAAAACGAUCCUUUGUUGAAAACAUUUCGUGCUCAUAGUAUCGUAUAAAAUUAAUUGACUUUCGCGCGGCAUAGAAAACAGUACAGUGUCCGUAUCCGUAGCGAAAUUUCAGGGAUUUUUCAUGUACGCCCGUGUGCGCCGCGUCGGCCAUUUUGCUUUCCCCGCACGUCUUUCUCUGACAUGUCUUUCCCUAAUGUUAUUAUCUCGAUGAAUGUUGAAAUUUGUGCGUGAAUCACUCCGAGUUAUUGUUCGAGGAAAGUGACCUGCUCGCAGUCAAAGAUCGACUCGUGCUUGAACAGUGAGACAGACAUCGCCGUUGUCGGGAGAGCGAUUCCCGUUGCCGUUCCAACCUCAGUUGCACCCUACCGAAACACGGAGUUAACAACAGGCAGCCUUCCGACAACCGAUUACGAGCGAUCCGAUCCGUUCACCAGGUGCGAAAUGCUGCGAGACUCGUCCGGAGAGCGCUUCUGGCCACGUCGCUGACACCCCCAUCACGGUAUUUUGCACGAUGUCCUGUUGUCAAUGUAACGAGCAAAUCCUAACCUAACCAAAAAAAACAUCGUUGAUCAGAGCGACGUCGUGUGUGCUUAUGUCAACAGUGGAGAGAAAAUCACGUUUGAUGAUAUGGCUCUGGUCCCGCUUCUGAGAUCGUCGAAACACAAAAAGUCUCUGGAAGUGUCCGUCGUCCCUGACAUCUGCCCAACGUGGGUGCUCAGACAUGUGUAGGAUACGUUUGGUUUAAGACUACUAUGCGAGGCAAGGAUUGUUUUUAUCCUGAUCUAGCAAUGGACUAAGUUCACGCUUAUUGCUUGAACCAGGAAACUCAUAUAAUUUGCUCUGUUGCAUAUAUAUAUAUGUAUACAUAUAUUGAUACAAAUCCAAGUGAUUAAUGUGAAUCCUAUUAGUACUGUUUAGCUUUAAAUAAUAUUGAUUACACCUAAAGUAUUAUCUUUGUAAAAAUAAUAUUUCGGGUAUCAAAUUGACAAAAGAAUUGUUUUACAAGCUGUACAUGUAUCAUUCUGUAUAAUUACUACUGAAAUCUGACGCAAGUUCCAUGACUUUACUUAUACAUGUGUAUCCGAGGAAGUGAGAAAAAUCAGAAACAUAAUGCAUUGAUAAGUAUACUCAAAUGUGACUGGUUCAUACGUUUAUUUUUUACUGUAUUAUCUUUAACUUGCUAUAUCUCUUGUACAAUAUCUUUACAUGUUAUCCUAAUGCUAAUAAGUUUGGGUUUUUUUUUACCUAGCAAACAUAACAAAUAUCUGUGAUAAUAACACAAUAAGACAUUUUUUUUCAUACUUACAGUAUUAUAUUUUUAAAUUGAUAUAGUUUGUUACUUGGCUCUUGGCACAUAGCGUGAACUAAGUUUUACCUAGAUAGGAAGAGAGUUGACUUGGAGGAUUUGAGAAUGCAGGUGGAACAGAUCUGGACAGAAGCAGCAACCAAUGAAGGUCCCUAUUACCGAAAAUUCAAACAUGGAUAAACUGAAGUUUUCGGACCGUUUGAAGGCUUUGCUGAAAACUGAGGCUCAACAAGAUGUUGAUCCGUACAUUUUCAGUGAACCAGAACCAUUCACUGCAGUGGGAAGAAAUGCUAACAUGGUUCCAACAACACAUUCAAAAGUAAUGCAAAACUGUAAGAACAACAAAUCGAAAGGAAAAUGCAUAAAGCAAAGAAUAAGAGUAGCGCCCAUGCCGGAUGCAAGCUACAAGACUAUCGGCAUUAACGCUACGGCGGAAACAAAUGUUGAGAGUAGCAUCGAGGAAAAUUUAGAUCAUAAAUUUUCUAACGUAGUUCAGCGUAAACAGCGGCAUAUUGAAAAUUUACAAAGAUUAAAACGUAGGAAACAAAGUCGGGACCAUACUCUGUUGUAUUAUCCUAGAGCUGGAGAUGAAAUAUCGGACAGCGAAUCGAGCGGAGAUGAAAUAACAACUUAUCAACGUCAUUGGUUCACCAGUGAAUCCGCGACGACAAAUCGUGCGGCUCGAUUGUCGCAAGUACGUUUGCAAUUACAACGGCAAUUGCUACAACUAAGUGUUGAUGGAGCUGACACCGAAGGUGUAUUGCGGCAUAGAGUCAAGUGUUUGUUAGAAGCCGCUUCCAAAGAUCCUGCUUCUACCGCGAGAGCUCUGAGUGAUUCUCCGAGCACCAGUAAAGUACUCAAUGGGCCGCUGUUAGUCGGCGGGCUAUGCGGAGCAGAAGGAUGCCAACAGACGUCUUUGCCUUGUACCCGGCAUUGUUCCCGCCACAUUAUGUUAAAUGGAGAUCAGCUCUUAUUUGAGCAUUGCACUGCCAAGUUUAGUGACAACACACAGUGUUGUGUUCCUGUGUUUGAUGUCGCGCACGAAUUACCUCUUUGUCCAGAACAUGCGAGAAAAAGAGACAAUUGUCUCCGCAAAGCCCAAGAACCCAAACCAAAGAAAGCUCGUAAGAAACCAACUUCUCCCACCAUCCCAGCAAAGCCUAAACCUAAGCCUAAACCGAAGAAACGCAAACGGCCACCCUCGAACAAAAUGGAGACUACGAAGGAUGUUGCGCUGAUGCACGAGGACAAUCACUACAUGAACCAAAUAAACUGUAGUGAAAAUCACGCCAAGACGUUAAACAAUUUGACUAUACCGCAAGGAAGUUCAAAUACGUCUAACUUGAAUUUAGGAUUGGGAUUAGGUUCUCUCGGGCUGGGCAGCGGACUCAAAGUUGAACUUGGAGAUAACGAAGUAUUCGCUUCUUUGGAUUCUGCCGAGCAUGACUUCGGUAACGUGCUCAACAACUUGCCUCCGGAUGCCUUCAACGACUUAUUUAUCGAAGGUAGGAAUGGUGAUUAUGAACCGUCGAGAGAAGAGGAAGAGGAAUUGCAACGGGCUUUGGAAGAAGUUGAUAAAGAUGUACGAAAUUUGGAGAGAAUGGGGCAAACUCAUGGACUUUUAGAGCCGGCUUUGCUCGCUCAGCUUAUGUCGGACAUUGCCUCGUAGCCCCAUAAGUUUUAAUCUAUUAAUUUUCGGAAAUGAGUUCGCGUGUGUUCCUUACUGUAACGUAGAAAGAAGUACUGUUUGUGCUGCUAAACGUAAAAUUGCGUUCUAGACUGUUAUUAUAUAGCCACGCAAGUCCGAGAUAAUGGCAGGGAUUGACAUACAGAAAGUAACAAAAAAAAAGCAACAAAGAAAAACACAAUAGCAAACUUACGAAUUUAGUGUAAAAAAAAAAAAAAAAUAACAGCGUCGAGUGCACGGAUAGGUUUAUCAGAUGAGUAAAAAAAAGACGUCAAAAACAAAAAAAAAACAAAAAAAAAACCGAGAAUUCCAUCCUUUAAGACAAAUAAUCACGGACACUUUCUUGCGUCGUCAUCGUAUUCGCAAUAUAUUUGUAGCUUAUUCCCAGAUAUUUUGACUUGCACGUGAGAAAAAUUUGCUUAGAGAAAUUGUUGUAGAUGUAAAUUGAUAGAUUGCAAUCGAGUUUUGAGCGUCAGUAGAAUGUGAAACAACAACAACAAAAACAAAGUGAAGGGAAGAGAGCAGUGUUACAUGAGCGAGACUAGAUUUUCAACACACGAGCUAAAAAUAUGGUACGUGGUUUUCAUUUUUAUAUAUACACGGCUUGUUUUUACUAAUUAGCAGGAAUUAUCUAAAUUACUUUAACUAAUAGAGCACCACAUAUUUAUUGAACUACACUUAAUGUUUAAUUACUAAUUACUCAAACGAUAGGUACAAAAAACAUUUUUGCGACUGAUUGUAAUGAUUUUGUCUGUUAUAUAUCGAUCAUAUAUUUAUAAUGAUGAAAUUGAAAGAAUUUUGGCUCACGAGCCAAGAGUAAUCUAAUGAUUGAAAAAUAAUUGGAAAAAAUAUUUGAUAUUCGCGUAACUACUUUGUAUGUGUAUAAUUCUCAUUAGUAGUGAAAAUUGUCGUAGUAGAAUUUACUCAUUAAUUUGCAGCUCAUUGAAUAAUCAAUGAUUCAGUUCGAGAUAAAACGUUAUGCAAACACACACAGUAUCAUUCUUUUUGAAAAUAUAUCCGAAUAUGUAUUUAAAUAAAAACUACAGUUUUUUCACGCAGUUUAAUUCUCAUUAGGAAACUCUGUGCAUAGAAUAUAUUUAUACAAACUCACGACUGAAUUUGUAAGAAAACUAUACAUAUGUCUACAUAAAUAUACAUAAUGUUGAUAUAUAAAGAAAAAAAAAUAAUCACGCGUUCUUUUAUCUGAUUGCAAUAAUACAGCUACAAGUAAUCACAUUUAUUAAACAUGAUUAUUCGAUAAUACGAUAAUGUGCAUAAUCAAUAUAUUGUCAGUUUGUCUAUUCUGUAUUAUAUAUUCAUGUAGACAGAUGUUCACUGAAUAGUUGUAGCAUCUAAGUGAAAUAUGAAAAUGGGCAAGACAAAUUAGCGUUGAGAGAACAACGUUCAUUUUUCAACAUUGUUACUAAAUGUGCAACUUGCUUUGCAGCCUUAAAUGAAAAAGAUGACACGCUUUGUACUGGUCAGAAUCAGGAAAAAAAAAAAAAUAUCGUUCUCACAUAUACACAUUUCAAAGGAAUUUUCUUCGAUAAUUAUUUUAGGAGAGAAUUUUUUAAUGUAUAUGUGCAGGCACAGAUUCUGAAAGUAAAACUAGAUUGGUGCAUUGUUCGCGUGAAUGGGCUAAAUUACGUACUGCCAUUUGACUUAUAGAUAUUGUGUGUAGCACAGUAAAUUGUUACUGCAACAUCAUUAUAUACGUGGUGUAACUAACAGUUAGUAAUAUUAAAAAAAAACGGAUAAAGUGCGCAAUACAACAUGGAUUAUCAUAAUUUUUAAUACAUAUCGUAAUAAAAUGUGAGAAACAAGUAACUCCAAUGUAUCCGUGUACGUAACUCUUGCUACCAGUGAACAAACAUUCAAAAGAUAUUUGUUAUUACGCGAAACAGUAAUAAAUAAUUAUACAUGUAUACAUGUGUGCAGUGACAGACGAUGUUUUAGAGAAAUCUAGUUUUUAUUGUCAAAAUCGUUGUGCCAAAACAAAAAUCGACGAGACCGAGAAUGUUUCCAUUUUCUUUUUGUGUUGCAAUAACGCGUGUCACUUAUUCAAAAGAAACGGGUCGCAGAAGAACAUACCGCACUUUAGUAAGUAAUGAAUGUUUAGAUGAAUGCGAGUGAUUGCAAAUGGUCUAGCAGUAAGUUUUAUCACAUGUAAAUGCAAGUGGAGACAAAAUAAUUUGCAAGAUCGAACCCAUAUUGGGGAUUGAAUUAGCAACGUAUGUAUUGUUACUACGUAUGACAGUAGUUAAGUAGAAACAAUAAUUAUUUAUAGACACAGGACAAUGCCGAAUUUAAUCAUAACGUAAGUGCAUUGCUUGAGAUGUAUCUAUAUGUGUAUCUUUUCUUGUAAAAUAUCAGCAUUAUUACUCUUGA
Pseudomyrmex gracilis is the source of this 5426-nucleotide messenger RNA. RefSeq names its product INO80 complex subunit D. The coding region runs from base 1494 to 3020 and encodes 508 amino acids. The record is from RefSeq and is a predicted model, not a curated record. Lineage: Eukaryota; Metazoa; Arthropoda; Insecta; Hymenoptera; Formicidae. Gene Ontology annotation, cellular component: nucleus. The transcript has 2 exons.